AAAAUUAUCCUUCAAAUUAUUCUCACUUUAUCCAUAUACUAUUAUUUUGUGGUUUUGCAAUUGCUAUUAGAUUUCCUCAAUACUACCCACCACACUGUCCUUUUAUGUAAAACUCCUACUCAGACAUAUAUGAGUCGACAAAAAUUGAUGUAUCUGGUCUAUAUUACAGAUAGAUGCUUCUCAUAAAAGUCUCUUCCCAGACAUGAUAACUGUUUCUCAUAAAAAACUUCUCUGCUCUACUCUGCACUAACAAUUUCCCGCCAGAUUUUGAAUUGUGAAUUGCUUGUUGAAUGGAGAGAGUAUAUUCUUAUCCUGAACAACGAGAGAGAAUUCUGUUAGGAUAUGACGACGACGACCCGAGCACAUCAGAGAGGAAAUCGGACGUUGAUUUUAACGACGUAUUUGGGGGUCCACCACGGCGCAGGUCAUCGGUAAAUGAAUCGGUGAGUGGAGAGGAAAGUGAAACAGGUUGGUGUAGUUGGCCAGUGGAGAAUGAAAGAGAGAAACCUGUGUUUGGUGAAGAUAGUGGAAUUAGGAGUAGGAGGCGUUAUCCUAAUAAAAAAGCUAAAGAUUUCUUUGAUGAUAUAUUUGGAGGAGAAGAAUCUCAGCCACAGAGUGGAAGUUCAACACCAAAGAAACGUGAUGGUGCUGCUUUCAGUCCUGCUCUUCAACCACUUGCAUCUUCUCUUCCUACAUCAUCAUCAUCCUUCAGCCUUCCAGCCAUAAUGGCAAAAGGGGCGGACCUUCGAACAUUUGGUUCCCCUCCAAGGAAUCCACUCGAAAUCGGUAUUGCUGCUUCAAAUGGAUUAGCCUUCUCAGAUUCUCAUCUAUCUAGAUUUUCAGCUCAACAUAAGGAGUUGCAAAACGAUUUAAAACCAUCUUCCCGGCAAAGUCUCUUAUCAAAGGAGUUUUCAAAAUCGAGCCUAUAUGAUGAAGUAGACAAAGGAAACAAUAUGAAACACGACGCAUCUAUCACUGAAGUUUCUGUUAAUAAUACCAGUAAUGAUAAGUUCCAUUUCUCAAUAUACAAAUGGGCAAGUAAAGGUGUGCCUUGGGCAAUGCCGCUUAGGACAGACAGAAUCUCAAGGACAAAGGAUAAGGUUAAACUUGAGAAAAGCUCGAGCGCUAAGGAAUGGAUCGUCACUGAGAUAACCACAGAAAAUGAUAGUUUUAAAGAAUCUAUGGUCACUGAGAUUACCAUUGCAAAUGAUAGUCCUAUAAUAUACAAUGGUUCUUCUUUGACGAGAAAUAAAGAACAAGAUGUGUUAACUGCUUCCACAACUACUCAAAACAAGAUAGAUUCACACCAGACUGUAGAACAUAAAGUUUCUGCCAAACCUCAAUCAGAUUCGUUGAGCAGCCGUCAAACACUUAUUAAGGAUGUUCUUGGUAGUCCUAUCUCAUAUGACACUAAAACAGAAUCAAGUACUCAUUCUACAAGUGAGUCGGUCAUCUAUGAAAAAAAUGAAGUUGCUAGUGAAACUCAGAAACAUGAGAUCAAAUCAUUACAUUCUCUAUUUAGUAAAAGUAAUGUAAAACAAGAUAAUGAUGAGAUUACUCGAAAGGGGAGAGAAGAAAACAUGGCGAAAAGCUCAAAGUUGUCUUCCAAUUUUGAUAUUCCUAUUAAUCCAAAGAAGCAAGAUGAAAAGCGAAAGACAGUUUCCACGAAAGGUGUAGAAUAUAGCAAAGCUACUUCCCGGGGUUCAUUAAGCCCAGGCAGAAGUAUGGGGAAAGGUCGAGUUAAAGGGAAGGUCAAAGACUUUGUUCAAAUAUUCAACCAAGAAGCUGUAACAAAACCUAAAGAUGACUCCAAAUCUCGACCUCAAGGUUAUACAUACAAGCAGAAAGGAGCUGUAAAGGCAAAUGAUGAUUUGUUUCAAUUCUCACAAGUGGAUGGAGUUCCUGAAAAGUCCAAGAAGAUCUAUACCGUAGAGACGCUUGAUAUGCCGGCCAAUGAUUUGCCACAGCAGGAUGAUAUCUCAGCAUCAGAUAUUCCAGACAUUUCAUUUGCUGAUAUCGGAGAUCAAGACGAGUCCUUCCAUGAGAAUUUCACGAUUGAAGUAUUAUCCCAAGAUGAAGAUGAGGUCUCACAAAACCAAGAAAUUCAAGAAAUCCAAGUCAUUGAUAAAAAGAUACAACAAUGGUCGAAAGGGAAGGAAGGAAACAUACGCUCGCUGCUGUCAACACUACAAUACGUACUUUGGCCAAACUGUGGCUGGAAGCCUGUGCCACUUGUUGAUGUAAUUGAAGGGAAUGCGGUGAAAAGAUCUUAUCAAAGAGCUUUACUCACUCUGCAUCCAGAUAAGUUGCAGCAAAAGGGUGCUACUUCAGAACAAAAGUACAUUGCAGAAAAAGUUUUUGAUAUUUUACAGGAGGCAUGGACUCAAUUCAAUAUGAUCGGUGCACUCUAAUGUCAAUACUCAAUACCAACAUGAGAAAAAGCUCUCGUUGAUACCUUAUCGGAAGCUGCUUUCUGCAAUAAGGGAAUAGAUGUUAUUCUUAUUAAAAUUGUAAGUGAUACUUCAUAUUUUGUAGCUAGUUUAAUUGUAAAAAUAUAUAAAUGAAUGACUCCACUCUGGUAUGCAUACAAAGUAUUCUUUUAUCUAUUGGCACAGUAAAUAACUAAAUAUAUCUACAUCCUCAGGAAAUGCAAGACAACAGAGUUCAAGCUGUGGUCUAUGUAUUAGCA
Molecule: messenger RNA, 2689 nt
Organism: Trifolium pratense (red clover)
Lineage: Eukaryota; Viridiplantae; Streptophyta; Magnoliopsida; Fabales; Fabaceae
Product: J domain-containing protein required for chloroplast accumulation response 1
Exons: 9
Coding region: 291-2411 (706 amino acids)
Biological process (GO): clathrin-dependent endocytosis; clathrin coat disassembly
Cellular component (GO): intracellular membrane-bounded organelle; vesicle; cytoplasm
Molecular function (GO): clathrin binding
Source: RefSeq, a predicted model, not a curated record